AUGGCGAAUUCCAAAUCAAACCCUGCUCCGGUCGUCCUUCCUCCUAACUACACCUCAAUAAAACCCUCGGAAUCAUUUGCAUCCCCGGACUAUGGGAUAGUCACAUGGCAUACCCUGUUCUCGGCUCCGAACACCAACACCUCAGACAUGUCUGCCGGGAUAGCCGCCUGUCCGCCUCGAUCAGGCCACCUGUGCCCCCACAGACACAAACAAGCCGAGAUAUACUAUGUUAUUGAGGGGCAGGGGAAGGUCGCAAUUAAUGGGGUGGAAAGCACGGUUAGCAAGGGGAGCACAGUGUUCAUUCCCGGCGAUGCCGAGCAUGGGAUCGUGAAUACCGGGGAAAAGGAGCUGAAGUGGUUUUACGUGUUUCCCACUGGGUCUUUCGAAGAUGUUAUCUAUCGGUUCUCCAAGGAUGAGAAUGUGAGGAAGGAAACGGCGAAGCUUUAA
Penicillium pulvis is the source of this 447-nucleotide messenger RNA. RefSeq lists its product as uncharacterized. Bases 1 to 447 code for a protein of 148 amino acids. NCBI's taxonomy places the organism in Eukaryota, Fungi, Ascomycota, Eurotiomycetes, Eurotiales, Aspergillaceae. The transcript has a single exon. The record is from RefSeq and is a predicted model, not a curated record.